CUGAAACAUCCUUCGCAAAAUAUAUAAAUAGUCGUUAGAAGUAGUUAGAAAAACAAAGGUUUCUCGCUUAUUUACGAAAUUACUUAUGACAAAUGAUACAAUAAUUAAAAUGUGAUUUUAACAAUAAAGAUUUGCUACAGUACCAAAUAAAAAUGCGUCCAAAAUUUUCGAAUAAGUUAAAAAAGAAAACGAAGAUUAUUGCCAUUAUACCUAACUAAGUACAAGUGUUUAUUUACACACCGACCUCGACGAUCAGUCGGGUUUCGUUACUUAGUGGUCCACGAUAAGGUCAGCAAAGCUGAGAACAGAAACAAUAUUGAUAAAGACUGCUACUAUGUGGGGUUGUGAUGCGUCGUAGUGCCGCGUAGGUUAGGGUGUAGCCAGACUGGCGAUGUCGGAGCGCGUGCCGAGCGGAGCGGGCGCCGGCUGCGGGCGCGCGCUGCGCUGGGGCUAGAGGCAUGUGAGUGGCGGUGGGCGGCGCGGGCAAUGGGCGUGUGAGGAGCGCGAUGGCGGCGGUGGCCGGCCUGUACGGGCUGGGCGACGAGCAACGCGCGCGGCACCGGCGCGGCCAGCAGGCGCAGGCGGAGCGCUCCGAGUCACGCGACGACAACACUGAGGCGUCCCUGCCAAAGUUGUGCAAUCAAGAAGAAGAAGCCAACCGGCAACCUCAAGGUGGCGUCGUCACCUUCGAGCCCAUACUCCAUGAUCACGACUUUUGCGAGCGAGUCGUCAUCAACGUAAGCGGACUGAAGUUCGAGACACAACUCCGAACCCUUAAUCAGUUCCCAGAAACGUUGCUUGGUGACCCAGCUCGCAGAAUCCGUUACUUCGACCCCCUCAGGAAUGAAUAUUUCUUUGACCGCAACCGGCCAUCCUUUGAUGCCAUCCUGUACUACUAUCAAAGUGGUGGGCGGUUGCGCAGGCCCGUUAACGUGCCCCUGGACGUAUUCAGCGAGGAAAUCAAGUUCUACGAACUCGGAGAACAGGCCACCAACAAGUUCCGCGAGGAUGAGGGCUUCAUCAAGGAGGAGGAGAAGCCCCUGCCCGCUAACGAGCGCCAGCGCAAAAUCUGGCUCCUGUUCGAAUACCCGGAGAGCUCCCAGGCCGCGCGCGUCGUUGCCAUUAUCUCCGUGUUCGUGAUCUUGCUGUCCAUCGUCAUCUUCUGCUUGGAGACCCUGCCGGAGUUCAAACACUACAAAGUGUUCAACACCACCACCAACGGCACCAAGAUCGAAGAAGACGAGGUCCCAGACAUCACGGACCCAUUCUUCCUGAUAGAAACCUUGUGCAUCAUAUGGUUCACUUUCGAGUUGAUAGUCAGAUUCCUGGCGUGCCCGAACAAGUUCAACUUCUUCAGAGAUGUAAUGAAUAUCAUCGACAUUAUAGCCAUCAUCCCAUACUUCAUCACCCUGGCUACUGUCGUCGCUGAAGAAGAGGAUACCCUGAACUUGCCGAGGGCGCCGGUGUCUCCGCAAGACAAGUCCACCAACCAGGCCAUGAGCCUGGCCAUCUUGCGGGUCAUUCGACUCGUCCGUGUGUUCCGUAUCUUCAAGCUGUCCCGCCACUCGAAGGGCCUGCAGAUAUUAGGAAGAACGUUGAAAGCAUCCAUGCGUGAACUUGGAUUGCUUAUAUUCUUCCUAUUCAUCGGUGUGGUCCUGUUCUCGUCUGCGGUGUACUUCGCGGAAGCCGGAAGUGAAAACUCCUUCUUCAAAUCAAUCCCCGACGCAUUUUGGUGGGCGGUCGUGACAAUGACGACCGUAGGCUACGGCGAUAUGACGCCUGUGGGAGUGUGGGGCAAGAUCGUUGGGUCGCUGUGUGCGAUUGCUGGUGUGCUCACCAUUGCGCUGCCUGUGCCCGUCAUCGUGUCCAACUUCAACUACUUCUACCAUCGCGAGACCGACCAGGAGGAGAUGCAGAGCCAGAACUUCAACCACGUCACCAGCUGCCCCUACCUGCCGGGCACCAUGGGAGAACCCUACCUCAUUACAGGUCCGAUCGCGAAGAAGAAGUCGUCGAUCAGCGACUCGUCUUCAGACAUCAUGGAGCUGGAUGAGACGGCGGUGAUGGCGGACCCUCACGCUGACGCCAGCAUGCGUCGGCUACCUGAGGAGGAGAGGCUCCUCAGCCGGGCCCAGCAUGACCCGGACAAGGACGAAUAUAACGCCCUGGACCUACAGGAGCCACGGCUCAACCAUACGCAGCGGCGGGCGCUGGCGGCGCAGCUGCAGCGGGCGGGCGGGCGGCGCGAGGGCGAGGCGCUGCCGCUGGAGCUGCAGCAGGGCGGCGCCCGCGACGACGCGGACGGCCCACGCCGCCGGACGGCCUUCACUGUGCGGGUCAACAACCUGCACGCCGCGGAGGCGGUGGAGACGGAUGUCUGACUGUUAGGUAGUGAGUCUUACGAAUGCGAAAAUUGCACGGAAUGAAAUGGCGCUAUGUAAAUCUGAAAGAACCCGAACGAAGAAUUGAAUUUUGAGUUGGCGAGCCCGCUGGCGGCGUCCGGCGGCAGCGUCGGCGGCGGCGGCGACGGCGGCGGGGGCGGCGCGGUGUGGCGCGGCCGGCUGCCUGCCCGCUCGCCGCCCCCCUGCCACGUGUGACCGCCACCCCGCCAGCGCCCCGCGCUCGCCCUCGCCGCCCCCUCCCGCACCCUCUCCGCUGCUAACUCUUACGCACCCUCGGGGGCUCUAGGACUCCAAACUUUACAUCUCUUUAUAAGUGCUUCAUUCUCCUCAAACGACAGUGAAAAUUAGAAACUGACUUUAUUAACAAUGUAUUAAAAUUUUAAUUCCAUUUUACUGCAAACUUGAGAGCUACGUCUAAGCUGUCUCGAAUUGUAAAUAGAAAAAAGAAGCUUCAAUUGCUUCCCACUACUUAAAAACCCUAAAGCUAAAACACGCUAGUUUAUAAUCUAUUAAUAGUCGGAUAGGCCUAUAAGAUUUUUUCAUGUGAACAGCUAAUCAAAUUUAUAGAUACCAUGGUCAUUAAAGCCAAAUUUGCACCUACUUACAUUUUCAAAAAGUUUUCUGUAAUAUUUCUCAUCAGAGAGCGGUAUUGGAGCACAGUUGGAAUACAGGCUUUUGUUUAAGCCCUCCGAUUGAUAUUAAAAAUUUAGAUACACAUACUUAAAAUAAAACUAACAUUCUCAUUCAACGCCAAGUGCUUCACUUAAACACACGGAAGCCACACGGUCACAAAGUGUCUACAUCUGUAAAGCUGCUAAAUAAAGCUCUAUGACUCUAUUCAGACCUAGGCAAUACCGCUGUCGUCGGCAACUAUAUCACUUAGGUCUGAAUAAGUCUUAAUAUCAGCUACUAGGGGGAUCACUCUCUAAAUCGAGGAAAAAACGAACGAGAACUUUCACUUAAUCGGAACGAGUAUUAUGUACAAGGAGAUAAAGUCGUGGUUAGAGCUGCAGUUUUGCUUCCCGAAGUUUCGGAGCGCGGCGCUGACUAUGGCUCUAUGUCGUUGUAUUAAGCGAUUGCGUGACAAUUCUUGUCCGACUAUUCGUCAAUUUAGAGACUGACCCCCUGAGCAUUUAAACAAAAAUUACCUAAGCAGCUUGUUGCAUAUCAAAUCAAUGUAAAGUUUAAAAAGACUUCGUCUAAUUUCAACAGAUGCGUAUUUAGAGAUCGGGAUAACUUGACAAAUUUAUUUUGACCAAAACAAUCCGUUGGCGUUGGCUGUUCCCAUGAUUCAGUCGCAGGCUUUACGAACGAAACAGACAAGCAGGUGAUCAUCCUCAUGUAUGAGAUACAAAAACAGCACAAGUCUAGUUCUUCAUAAAGGCCUAUCAUUUGGAUCACAAAACGGGCCCAAGUUAGCAACCAUUUUGCGCUGCAUUGAAAUAAACAUUAAGUAUUGAAUAAUUAUAUAUUAUUUAAUUGCGCUAUAGUAACUACCUCCAUAUGGGAGAAAAUUCUUCAAGGGUUGGUUAAAGAUUGAAUAUUCUGAAUGUGAAGAAAGGAACGGUAUGGUUUUGCGGUGGAAUAACGCCAGAUAAUGAGAAAUGCUUGUCGGAUCUCCAUCUCUGAAACGUCAAAAGUUAUUGAACUUUGUAGGUUGUAAUUAAAAUUGUGGACGCAACAGUCUCUGUUUCCUAGAAUUCUUUCAUAUCAAUACUGACAUAGUAUAUUAAAUAGUUUUAAGAAAUGUAAUCCUAAUCCCCAUUUGCAUUGAUAUAUAUUUAUGUAAACCAAUAUAAGAAUAUUAUCUAAUGUGCACUUUAUUGAAAAGUAUCUGCUGGAUAGAAAACUAAAGGUUAACAAUUUGUAAAUUUAUGAUCAAAACGCAAUAGUUUGGUUAUCAAAUAACGAUCAUAAUUUAUCUGUCUACCUUUUUGCAUUUAACAACACAUGGUUAAUUAUUAACCUUCCAAUUAUGCAUUUGAGGAUUAGGCCUGUAGAAAAUAUAAAGGCUUAGUUAUAUAAUUUGUAGAUAUUUAAUUCAAAUUAUAUAUAAAUGUUGUUUCUUUGAUGUUAGACAAAUAAUAUAAUUGGUGUUAACUCUUAUUUAAAAUAAAUAAAUGGUGAACAUUUAAUUCGUUCGUGUUUAGCACUACGGUGUGACUUCGUGACAAAUUGUGUACUUACAUUAGUACAUUGUAAUUUAGUGACUAUGGUUGCAUAACCACUUUGACAUAUCCAUGUUAGCGAAUUUGUUAUAUGUGUUUUCAUAAAUGUUAUUAAAAUGGCUGUAAUUUAAUAUAAAACAAAAAAAAUAACAAAAAAAAAACCUUAUGAUAUUUAUGUAUACGUUCUUACAUGUAUGUAUAAAUAUACUUUAAAUUUGAUCAUAUCACCUAAGUAGUUAACUGUCGUGAUGUUUCAUCUGACGGAAGUACCUACCGAAGUUGGUCAGUAUUAUUCAGGGCCUUGAGGUAUUAGCGGAAUAUUACGUAAAUAUUCUAGCUACCCCCCUGUGGCGAUGGUUUCCCUAUGCGUUGAUAGACACAUAGCACUAUAUCCAUACACAAAAAAAUAAUAGCUUAACACUCGGAUAUCUCCUGUAUAAGCUUAUUUCAAAACAUUUAAAUAUUUGAACCUAUAGCAGACAGUUAAUUAUUGCUAAAUUAAAUUCAGACUUCUCUAGAAGUCUUCAAAACUAUUGUAUAUAAUUAUACCUUUGUGAGCUCAGAAGGUACUUUCGCGAAAUGCAACAUCCGUAUUUCAUAUCAUGUGUUAGAUGAGAUAUUUAUAUAGAUGUAGAAUAUUAAUGUCAUUAGAUUAUAAAUAAGACAAACAUAACUAUAUUCAUUCCAAUCGCUGUUCAGAAAAAAAUAAAAAACUACAAAAAUAUAUAUGUAAUAAACUAGUAAAUGUUAGCAAUACACGUAAAAAAACAACAAAAAAAAACAGAAAAAAACCUUUUAAGUCAAAUUAAACCAUUAUUUUCGGUUGUAAUAUAUGCUGUGAAAAUUUAAAUAAAUAAAACAUAAUUAAGUAAACAGAGACUGUUGCUUCGAUUUAAUAUUUAUGUGUUAUAUAUGUUUUAAUUGAAUGGAUGUACCUCUUCAAAUUGGCAUGGUGUUAGUUGUCGACAGCGGGUCCACUCUGUAAGAUGUAGGCAGUUCUUGGUUACUACUGUAAGAUGAUUAUAUAUUAUAAAUACACUCACUUCGCUGAUGCUGCGGACGCACUUUAAUAUUAAGUUAAUAUAGGGCUAUCAACUUGUUAUUUUAAAUUUUUUACCCAAAAAUUAAGGCUGCUUUUUUGCCAAACUUAUACAAAAUGGAAAGCUUUUUUACUUAAGAAUUUUCAUUCAAUAUACUUACCUAAAUCUAUAGAAUAUAAAUCAAAAUUAAAUCCGAAAUGUGAAAUCGAAUAGGAGCAUCAUUUUACUCAAAUACCCCUAUAUUAACUAAUAAGCGUUUUGAUCGGUCUGGUAUUAUAAAUAAACAUUAGAAUAUAUUAUAUAAUUAUGAAGUAUAUCAUUUUUAAAUACAUAUAUGUAUAUUGGGACCCGCUGCUCUAAUUUCUAUUAUUUACCUAUUGUUGUAAGAGUAUCUAUUACUCUGUUAUGUUGUAAUAAGUUUAAAACAUGCCAAACAGUGUAGAAAGAUAUAUAAAUCGGUGUUUCAUUGAUGUUAAACGUAUAAAGUUAAUCAAUCUUAUAUGUAUAACCGCAACCGUAUUGUAACUGUAUGUUCACUCGUGAUCCUCCGCUUGUCAACUCGAGGUAUAGCCGCAUCCACUCUUAACUAAACAUAGUACUCACAAUUAGUGCCAAUUUCUUCAGACUCGGUUAUCUAACCGACAGGGAUUGAUUUAUAAAUUAAACGCCAUAUCCAUAUAAAAUUCAUGACAGAUGUGUCAAACGUCAACCACUACUCCCUCGUUAUGCUCUGACCGACAAUGGAGAAAUUGGCACUUACUAUUUCUAAAUCCUGACAACUGGUUUAAAGGCACAAAAUAUGGUAAUUGCCAGAAAUUACAAAAGAAAUAGGCUCCGAACUCGACACUUUCCUGAAUCGUCUCAUCUUUCCGGGAUUCAUCACGAAUUAAUAGUCAUCAGAUAUUGUACCGUACACUGUAUAGUCUCAAAGUGAUUUAUUAAGUAUUCCUAUUAAUUCCCUAAAACAGCAUUAAAUUUGCUCGAGUUUGAAAGAAAUCUUCAAAAAAUUAUUAAACAGUUUUUAUCAUGAAUGCGUCAUUGGUACCUUAUGUUUAUGUUACUCAAGAAAUUAAACAUUCAAUAAAAUUUAAUACAUUAAUUUAUAAUCAUCAGGAGAAUGUCGACUUUGGAGCAACUUGGUUGCACUAUGUUUAGAUAAGACUGGUCCCCAUAAAUAAAUGUUAGAUUCUACAUUGACUGUUACCUACACAUAACUCUUGCCCCUCCUAAUUUCCAUUGUCUAGAUCGCUGUUAUCACAACUUAGUAUUUAAGCUUACUUUAAAACUAUAUCAUUGUAGGUAGAUGAAACACUAAAACAUUAUUAAGAAGUCGAAUUUUCAACUGAUUCGGUGUAGCUAGGAAUGAAGUUGACAAAAUUUUGAAUGAACUGCAAAGUCUGAAAUUUCAACUGUCCGACUAUGUUUAACAAUCCCUUGGGAUUCGUCGGUAAAUGUGGAUUGGAUCUGUAAACUGUCUAUAAACCUCUUGCAAUAUGUUUUAGAUUUCAUUUGCUAUCAUCGAUAAAUGACCACUCCGGUCUGUGUAAAUGUAGUUAUCGAGGUUUAAUAAGUUUGUUUUAUGUAUUGUUAAUUUGCUCGUUACUUAUAGUUUACGCAUAUUUGAUAUCAACACGAAAUGUCGACUUUAGUCCAAAUCAAUUCCUAAUAUUGUGCUAAGAACUCUUUCCGCCCCAAUUGAGAGUUAGACUUUUACAGCGCUUUAUACCGCAAAUAUAACUCUUAACGUAAAACACUAUUAAGUAUUAAAAUUAAGUUUCGUCAAAUUAAAGUAUUUCAGUUUAUAUAAUUGCUAAUAGCUUGUAAUUAACAAAUAUGUGGCCAUCAAGAAGUUUUUCGGCAUUAGAGAGAAAAGUAACAAAACUCCAUGGUUGAUUAGAAAAAAUACUCUUCCAAAAUCAAACCCAAUAUUCCGUUGAUUCUAUUAAUUAUAACUUGAAAGCCAAGUUCUUAAAUCAGUGCGAUAUGCUGACGCUACAUGUGACCAUUUGAAUGUUCCACCUAUUUAUUAAAUAUAGUUGUUCAGCGUGACGAGGAAUGGUCAGGGAUUCUCUGACGCAUCAUGUCAGAUCAUGAAGAUAUGGUCAGAGAACUAAGGCAACCUGGAAAGCUGUUAAAGUCGGCACGCUGAAAUACCUCCUCUGCCGAAGAAACAGUAGUCUCUAGUUCACAUCCGAUAACGGGGACAAUACUUUUAUCAGUUUCGGUUUGAUAAACUUUAUUAUGUAGUUCCGGUUUCAAAUUUAUGUAGCACCGAAACUUUUAAUACAUGCUGUUUUAUCAAGUAUCAUUGAUAAAGAUGGCAUUUUUUUUCCAAACUGAAGUUGGUUGUUCUUUUUUCGAAAUAAAAAUAUAUUUACCGCUAUUUAAAGUAUUAGGGUUGAUAUUGGAUGGCAGUUGCUAAUCACAUGCUUAAGAAAUUUCCCACGUUGUUUUUUUAAUCAUUCACUUGCCCCUCUCCGUCCAGGUGUAAGCGUGUUCAUAUUAAUAAACUAUAGUCAGGCAAAUUGUUUAAGAAACAGCUAUUUUUUACAAAAUUCACAAUACUUCGUAGGAAAUAUUAUCAUUAUUAUAUUUAUAAACUGAUAAGCAUAGAGGCUGAAGCUGAAUACAAAAGCGAGUUUAUUAACUCUCGAUUAUUUGGCAGUAGGUAGGUACACCACUUUUUUUGCACUGGGCUCAUUAGCAUUGUCUUUAUUAUAUGCAUUUUAUAAGCCUCUUUCAUCCCUAGCCACUAAACUGGGCAAUUAAAUAUAUAUUUACAUACUAUGAAUUAUAUUUCAUAUAUGUAAACUACUGAUCGCAGUAUAAAUAUAAAUUACUUAUACCAUAUGAUUUUCCUAAUACUAUUAACGUAAGAUUUUAUAUUACUAAGAGCUUUUUUCUUAUUGUAAGGCAACCAAAAAGAGAUCUUAUGAAAAAGUCCGUACGGUAAUAUCUAAUUAAUACCUAUCUAUACUUAUAGACGCAUAAGUAAAUAGGAGUUUUUAAUGGUCAAAUAACGUGCCAUUUAUUAGUAGUUAAAUUAGUAAACAAUAUAUUUAAUAUUAAAUUGGCUAAAAUUUAAAAAUUAAGAUUUUUUUCUUAUUUGCCAUCAUUCACGUUAGGAGCAGACUUCAGCAAAUGUUAACAUUGAUUUAUUUUAUGCUUUUUAUUUGACAUUUUAAUUUAAUUCUAACCUCUAACCGCGGAACAAUCGUACUCAUUAAAGAUUAUUUUUGGGAAGUCCCUCCUCUUUAUAAGACUGAUUUUAUUAAUUUAAUAAUUAUGUUAAUACAACCUCGAUAGCUAUACCAAUAUACUUGUAACAACAUACAUUACAUACAAUUAUGUAUUUUACCAUAAUAUUUGGUUGAUCAAUAGAGUACCUGUCCAAUUUAAAUGCAUUUAAUAUUUUAUAUAGCUAAGUCCAUCCAUAUCCAUAGCAAUGUCUAACCAACAAUGAAUUAACAAAUAUUUUCAUGAAAUACAUCCUGCCUUGUGUAAGGAAUGGUCGAACAACCGAGUUUAAUCAGCAUCUUCAUAACGACGCUAUUAUAUUGUAGUGAUACAGUGAUGCUACAGAGCCCAUAUGUUUAGCCCAACUUUACCAGCAAACCAAAUAUUUUCAAACGAGUUAUCCGCUAAUUCGCAAUUUAAAAUAUAUUUCGUAAAUCUAGUAAAAGGUACGCUAUUGAUUUCCUAACUUUCCAUUUCGCAUUACAAAAGAAGUUGUACGAAAAGCUUAGGCAAGCAUGCAUCAACGAACUUUACUUUCUAAUUAAACAUUAAGAUGGUAUUGUUUUAUCGCAUAAAUACUUAUAUAAAAAUGGCUGGAUUGGUGCAACACCUCACAGCAGUCUCAAAGACAAUUCAUUAUGGGAUGAGACACCCUGAUAUGUAUGUAUGUAUUUAUGAGUACUUUCAUAUGACUAGGCGACUCCUAGUACUAGCUAUGUAUUAUGUAUUAAGAAACAAAUCAUUUAAAACAUACACUUGAGUCUAAAUAGCCGAAAUCUCUGCAACUGACUCUACUUUUCUAAGAAAUUUGUUAGUGCUAUGCUAACAUUACGUAUCUACCAUAAUUCUAAAACGGUUGUAAGUUACUUUGUAAAUGCAUUACUGGCACAUUAUAUACGUACAAUAGAAACCUAUAUACCUACCGUUAUUUGUGUGUGAAUAAUUCAAUAAAAAUGAAGAACAAUAAGAAAAGACAAAAAUAUUUACGACAUAUCAAUCAAUACCUACUAGGUUUGGACAUACCUAGCUAAAAUAUUAUAAUAUUUCGGUUAGUUAAUUAUGUAGAUGUUGUUCAUCAAAAACACCUAAGUAAAUUAAACAAUUAUUUUGUAAAAAUUUACGCCUAAAAGCAGUAACUCUAUUAUUAUAAUAAUUAUGCAUCUCAUUUUACUCCUAAUUAUUUCCAAAUUAAUUUAUUUAAUGAAAUGAACUGAAUAUGAGAGGUACCUAUGAUAUUUAAAUAUUUUAAAAUUAUUUAUUAUCAGAACAUUCACUACGUCCCAUCCCAGUUACACCCUGAAAAAAAUGUUUACAACCGUUUUAGAAACUUUGGUGAAAUUCUAGAGCUUUAUGAUUCAUAAAACUACAUAAUAAUAUAAGAAAGGUCGGCUCAACGAUUUAUUUUGUAUUAGGCCAUCAAUGUUUACUUUGGGCUAAGUACUUCUCUUUAAAAGUGUUGAUGGAAUCUGGUGAACUCAUGAAUUAUUUGAACCUUGGCUAAGACGGACUUCCCUUGACUUGGAUCGUUGCAGUGUGGCUGUGGAGGUGGGAGGAGCUGGCCUCUCAGAACUGAGGCCAGUGACUCCGACAUGUUACAAAAUAAUGUACUUUUAAAUCAGACUUAAACCAUUGCUACGAUUGCCCUGAAAAACGUUACUAGCGUUAAAAAUAGAUAAACAGUCAUAAGCAUAUAUCAAAUGGUUUACAACGGUAUAAGUAUGCAUUUGGGUAGUUCGUUGCGAUUUAGAAAUACAAUAAGACCAACACAAUAACUGAAGGCGCUAAUAAGGCGUUAAAUCGCAUUCAAACAAAUGCUUUUAGAUUUUAUUCAACAGAUUGCACUAACAACUUUGUAAGAGACCGACCGGCAAAUGCUAUUUGUUUCUUAACUGUCAGAUGUAUUUUAUAUUAAUGUUAAGGACAUGUUUCUCAAUUUAGUAAUUAGUGUCUACGUCUCGUCGCCUAGUCAGCCCCGAGUCUAUGCUUGGUGGACCUAUUGUCUAUUGUUUGUCAUAUUUAAGAAGCAUGAUUGUAAAUCAAGAUGUAUAAAUAUUAAAUAAAAAUUAAA
This is a messenger RNA of Plutella xylostella (diamondback moth), 10915 nucleotides long. The record is from RefSeq and is a predicted model, not a curated record. Lineage: Eukaryota; Metazoa; Arthropoda; Insecta; Lepidoptera; Plutellidae.